Oreochromis niloticus (Nile tilapia) is the source of this 3496-nucleotide messenger RNA. It is a transcript of the gene pou3f1, whose product is annotated as POU class 3 homeobox 1. NCBI's taxonomy places the organism in Eukaryota, Metazoa, Chordata, Actinopteri, Cichliformes, Cichlidae. The transcript has a single exon. Gene Ontology annotation, cellular component: nucleus. The coding region runs from base 67 to 1191 and encodes 374 amino acids. The record is from RefSeq and is a predicted model, not a curated record. Gene Ontology annotation, molecular function: RNA polymerase II cis-regulatory region sequence-specific DNA binding; DNA-binding transcription factor activity, RNA polymerase II-specific. Gene Ontology annotation, biological process: brain development; regulation of transcription by RNA polymerase II.
UUGUUGCGUUUUGGCUCUAAAGCCUGGAGACCUCCGAAGUGCUCGUCAGUUUUCGAAGUAGGAGCCAUGGCGACAACAGCUCAGUAUAUUCCGAGGAAUAACUCCUUACCGUCUAACCCGCUCAUGCAUCCGGAUUCGGACAGGAUGCACCAGGGGACGACCUACAGAGAGGUACAGAAAAUGAUGCACCACGAGUACUUGCAAGGGCUUGCGGCGACCAACACGGGACACCCGAUGAGCCUGACGCACCAUCAGUGGCUGCCAACCUCCAACACAGACUGGUCCAGCGGCACCCACAUCGGACAGGAGCACAAAGCCAGCGUGCAGGCGAGCAGGGAGGACCUGAGCAACGGGUUCCACCACAGGUCUCACCUGGUGCACCAGCAGGCGCAGAGUGGCCACCAUGGUUCGUGGGCGCCUGCCACAACGCACCACUUAUCCCCGCUGUCCCCAGCAUCCAACGGCCACCAGUCACUUGUCUACUCACAGCCUGGAUACACAAACCUCAACGCAAUGUUGAGUCCCCAGCCCGGCACGCUGCACCAUGGCAUGCGGGACCCACUCCACGAUGAUUCGGCCAGCCACGACAACCAGAUGGAGUCGCCCCAGCAGGCUUUCAGCCACCACCAGGAUCACUCGGACGAGGACGCGCCCAGCUCCGACGACCUGGAGCAGUUUGCCAAGCAGUUCAAGCAGCGGCGGAUCAAACUGGGCUUUACGCAGGCGGACGUGGGGUUGGCCUUGGGCACCCUGUAUGGAAACGUCUUUUCUCAGACCACUAUCUGCAGGUUCGAGGCGCUGCAGCUCAGCUUCAAGAACAUGUGCAAACUUAAGCCGCUCCUUAACAAGUGGCUGGAGGAGACAGACUCAAACACGGGCAGUCCCACCAAUUUGGACAAGAUUGCUGCGCAGGGCAGGAAACGAAAGAAGAGGACCUCCAUCGAAGUGGCUGUGAAAGGGGCGCUGGAAAAUCAUUUCUUAAAAUGCCCAAAGCCAUCUGCUCAUGAAAUCAGCACUUUAGCCGGUACUCUGCAGUUGGAUAAAGAGGUUGUCCGUGUUUGGUUUUGCAACAGAAGACAAAAAGAGAAAAGAAUGACACCAGUGGGGGUCCCUCACCCGAAUAUGGAGGACGUAUAUUCCCAAGCAGAGACCCCUCCUCUACACCGCACACUACAGAGUCCUGUGCAGUGACUGUUUUCAUGAACAAUCCGAGCAUUUCCGCGGGGGGAUAGAAAAGGGAAAGGGGCUAUGGAGUUUACAGUAUUUAAGUUUGGCUUUUGUUUUCCUGAGAGAAAAGAGACGUGGAAAAGUUGAACAGAUCAGUUUUGCCUUUAGUAUUCGGAGAUUCGCGUGCUCAUCAAAUAGAUGGCAAGAGGAAAAAAAACGUUAAGAAAAAAAGAAUAAUAAAAAAGAAAAAAAAUAUUCGCUAUUACUGAUUCCGUGCGCAUUUAAAGUGAAACAAAGAUCUUUAUUUACCAAAAUUUUACAGAGGAGACAUGCAUAUAAAGUAAAUUUGAUAUCCAAUGGCUGCCCCAAAUAGGGGGUAAUUAAAUGUGGCAACUGAGUCCAUCUCCUCCUGGUGUACCAUGAACUGUAGGCGCUGACCCGAAUGAGGUUGUUGCCUGAAAAUGAUCAACACUGGAGAUGAAAAGCCUACACUGAAUGAACAUUUUGCUUUUUUCAGGCUUAAACUGGUUAUCUGAAUAUUAGUGUAUACUUUCUUUGUUAUAUUAAGUGUGAUGUUUUGGUUCGGGAAAUACUUUAACUUCAGUGUCUCUCUUUCUGCAAAGUGUCUAUGAUUUUGUUCAUUAUUUGCUAUGGGUACUGUAUCUCAUCAGAGCAACCGCUAAUUUCUUUAUUUUUUCUGUUUACUCAGUGGGAGUUGAUGGUUGGAGAAGUGAUGGAAAUUGUGGCACCCGAAAACACAACACUUACAAAUAACGCCAGACACGCUUUAGAAAUUGUGCAAGUGCAACAGGACAUCCAAGUUCUGACUGCAUGCCUUAAAAAAAUCGAGCUUUUUGCAUCUGACCACGCCGAAAUUUGCAAAAAGCACCAAAUUAGAAGCAAGCGUUUCUUUUCUUUUCUUUUCUUUUCUUUUCUUUUCUUUUCUUUUCUUUUCUUUUCUUUUUGGGGGCUUUGAUUGUUCUGAAAUUAUUGUUUUUGUUGCAUGGAGCACUUAUUCUUUCGUUAAUAUUAGUAAUGCUAUUUUAUGUUUUUAAUAAAAGUGUGAGUGUAGCUGAUCUCAUUAGGCUUAAACACAAAAGCCUAAAAAUCUCAUGUUUACAGGUUCCUGGUUAUCACCACAGAGCGCUGUCAGCCCACACUGCUUACUGCCUGUUAUCCUGUUGUAUCCCAAACAUUUUGAGAGAUUGGUCAAAUAUGAAAAGUUAUAAUAACUCAGGUAACUUCAGUGCCCCAUGUCGGAAUAUGACGCCUGUACAUGAUUUGUUUUCCUCUGAGUGUGUAUUUUAUUUUAUUUUAUUUUUUAAUAUAAUUCAGUUUUCUUUGUUUCACAUUGUCAUUGUAUUAUAAUUAAACGCUGGAAUCGGAGAAAAGAAAAUUACAAUUCAUUCAUUGAGGGUAAGCGAUGAAGGGAUUUACUUUAGAUAUAUUUAUUUUUUCCCGAUCUAUAAGGAAAUCUGAAAAUCUCAUGUGUCGUGUGUCAUAUCUCAGUGUUGGACCAGUCCAAAAGCCUACAGCAGUGCUAUUCAAUACAGAUGAGGGAAACUUUUUUUCCAGGAAAAAAAAUAAUGAUAAUAAUAAAGAUUUUAGAGAAAAUGUUGCCAGGAUUAUUUCCGAUAUGUAAAUAUGUCUAAUAUGUAAACUUGUAUUUGUUCUGAGAUAUUGUUUUGUUUUUUGUUUUUUCGUUUUUGUUUCUUUCCGGGCAGUUUUGUACACUUACUAAUUCCAAGAAGAUAUUUUAAUAUGAUUUCAUUUAUGAAUCUGACCAUUUAUAUAUAUAUAUAUUUAUUUCUUAAAAGUGUUUGGAGCUUUUUUGUUCAGCUCUGUUAAUGGUUACGUUGCAGUGGACUUCAGUAUGUUUUUUUCCUUUUUGUUUACUACAUUGGUUGUAUGUUGAUUGCUAAAUGUAGACUGCAAAGUCACAUUUAUAUUUAUGUUAUAGUAAUAUUUUAUUACUUACAUAAAACAUAUAUACAAGAAAUGGUCUUCUGUCUUCAUUAAAAUCCAAACUACUCGUCUUUUGUUGAUGUCUGCUACAGAACCACCAGGCAAGAAAAAAAUAAACCUGAUCAUCAAGUUGAAUGCUUUUCACUGUGCUGAGCAUCGGAAGAAGUGAGCACCCCAUGUGUUCAUUUUAAAUAGCAGUGAUUCGUUAUGUAACAGGGGAUCGUUUAAAAUCAGAAGCUGUGUACAUGUGCUGUUAAGGGGAAUAGACAACAGUAUUUUACCUCAGGCAUUCCCUGCUAAGUUCACAGUCUGUGACGUUGUUCACAUCUUUGUGUAAACGCAGUAUUAAAUUGUGCAAUAUAAA